Molecule: messenger RNA, 289 nt
Organism: Lactuca saligna
Lineage: Eukaryota; Viridiplantae; Streptophyta; Magnoliopsida; Asterales; Asteraceae
Source: the annotation of a GenBank genome assembly
AUGUUGAACAGCCGCCGUCUACCUCCAUGUGUGGCGGUUGUGAUUGUCGUAUGGUUCAUCUUCUGUUGUUGUUCCUGGCCGGCGUAGCUGCCGCCGUUUUGAAGCAUUUUCUGCUCUUCCCCAGUAUGUUGAUUGUGGUGACUGUACCUUGGUUUGGUGGGAGUGUAGUUCUUCCUUAUCCUUCUAGGUUUCCCCCUGAUUUUGUUGCCCUGUAUGGUUGGAAACGGGAGAGCUUCCACAGUACCACCACACUUCUCUUGCCAUUGCCGAUGACAAACACAAAGCCUUG